UUAAAGUCCGGCAAAGUAUGAUUAGUCCAGAAGAUUACAGUGCACAUGACAAAGUACAAAAAUAUAGAAUAGCUCUUGUAAUCGAAGAAUUUGCCGAGAAUCUAAUAAAUAUACGUGGUAAGUGUAUGGAUGUCGGUUGCGGUCCUGGAGAUGCAACAAAGGAUUUGCUGUUACCGGCUCUUGGCUCAGAUGCACGAAUAAUUGGUACGGAUAUUUCGGAGAAAAUGAUUAAAUAUGCAAAUGUAGCAUCCAGUGAUGAAAAACGUGUCCAAUUCGAAGUACUGGAUAUUGAAACUAAAAAUUUACCUAAAAAGUAUAUUGCUGAAUUUGAGCAUGUAUUUUCGUUUCACACUUUGCACUGGUGCUAUGACAUUAGGUUUACUUUAUUUAACAGGCAAGCUUUUAAGAAUAUUUAUCAAGUACUACGACCCAAUGGAACUGCGCUUUUAUAUAUAGUAGCCUCUCAUGAUAUAUUUGAAGUUCUUAGAAUUUUAGCGCGAGACGUUCGCUUUGAACAAUAUAUACCGGAUAAGAUAAAAACCAUUAGCCCGUAUCAUGAUUCAAAGAAUGCUCGCAAAGAGUUGAAAGAAUUACUUCAAAGCAUCGGAUUUACAGUUCACCAUUGUAGCCUUCGGGAGGCGAGCUAUUCUGAGAAAAAAUCAGAACAGUUUUUGAAAUCAAUAACAUCCUUGUUGGCAUUUCAUGAAAUCAUGCCAAAUAAUGUAAUGGAAAAGUUCAAAAAAGUAUUAAUACAUGAAUACUUGAAAAGAAAAGUUAACUACAAAUCAAUAGAUAAUAAGGAACUUACAUUAGAUCUAUAUACAGUGUUAGUGGUUCAUGCGCAGAAGAUUGUAUAACAAUUGUAUAAACAUGUAUACAAUCAUAGAAACAUAGUAACACAUUUG
Solenopsis invicta (red fire ant) is the source of this 905-nucleotide messenger RNA. RefSeq names its product juvenile hormone acid O-methyltransferase-like. The transcript is spliced from 5 exons. Gene Ontology annotation, molecular function: S-adenosylmethionine-dependent methyltransferase activity. NCBI's taxonomy places the organism in Eukaryota, Metazoa, Arthropoda, Insecta, Hymenoptera, Formicidae. The record is from RefSeq and is a predicted model, not a curated record. The coding region runs from base 18 to 857 and encodes 279 amino acids.